AAUUUUUAAUUGUUUUGAUUAUAGCUAUAUAUGUAUAAAUGUAUUUCAGGAUCAAAGCUAAAUAAUGUCUGGGUUUUUUUAUUUUGUUAUUGUUGGUGAAAACGACAAUCCAGUGUUUGAAUCAGAAUUUAAUAGUCAAGGAAAGUCAACAGUUUUGGAGCCACACCUGAAGGGUAAAGAUGAUCAUAGACACUUAAAUCAAUUUAUUGUACAUGGUGCUCUUGAUCUUGUUGAAGAGGUUAUGUGGACAACUAAUAAUAUGUAUCUAAAAGUUGUUGAUAAGUUUAACGAGUGGUUUGUGUCUGCUUUUGUCACUGCUAGUGGUACCAAGUUCAUGAUGCUUCAUGAUGCCCGCAAUGAUGAUGGAAUAAAGAACUUUUUUCAAGAUUCUUAUGAAACAUAUUCUAAGCUAAUGAUGAACCCUUUUUAUGAGCAUAACACAAGAAUACGUUCAAGUGUUUUUGAAAGAAAAGUCCAGAAUUUUGGAAAGAAAUUUUUGUCUUUGUGAAACAAGUUGUAUAGGUAUAUAUGAAGUUUAUUUGAAAGUUAGAGUAUUAAUUAUACAUCACAACGGUUUGAGUAACUUCACCACAAUAAUUUAUGAAUUCCAAAUAACUGAAAAAUGUACUAUUGUCAUGGUUGCUUUUAACAAAUAUGCUGUCAAAAUUUUUAUCUGUUAUAUUUUAAACAAUACUUUUUAAAAUCA
This is a messenger RNA of Hydractinia symbiolongicarpus, 706 nucleotides long. Its product is annotated as trafficking protein particle complex subunit 2-like. The transcript has a single exon. Gene Ontology annotation, biological process: endoplasmic reticulum to Golgi vesicle-mediated transport. The record is from RefSeq and is a predicted model, not a curated record. The coding region runs from base 65 to 508 and encodes 147 amino acids. NCBI's taxonomy places the organism in Eukaryota, Metazoa, Cnidaria, Hydrozoa, Anthoathecata, Hydractiniidae. Gene Ontology annotation, cellular component: nucleus; TRAPP complex; cytoplasm.